AUGGCGUCAAACAAUACGAGUGAGGACGCUCCUCGAGCUGAGGACGACAAUGUGUCAGCCGCAGAGCCGAACCAGAGCGUCUGGCGCUCUAUAUGGGAGAACAACAAGGGUGCUCUUCUCAUCCUCUCAUCUGUUGUCUGUGGCGCGUCAAUGGACGCCAUUGCCCGCUUCUUGCAGCAAGGCGGUGCUGGCUUUCACACGCUUCAGGUAAUCACAGCUCGUAUGGGCAUAACGUUCAUUCUGAGCACCCUGUACAUGUGGUGGACUUCGGUGCCAUAUUUCCCGCUGGGACAUCCCGAAGUCAGGGGUUGGCUGGUGUUGAGGGCCCUGUUUGGAUUCGUGGGCCUUUUCACCUUAUACUACUCGGUCCACUACCUGCCCCUCGCCGAGGCUACCGUGUUCCGCUUCCUCAUCCCAAUCGUCACGGCCUGGGCAUGCUGGGUUGUGCUGGGCCAGCCCUUCACCCGCAAGGAGCUGAUCGCGGGCCUGGUGGCCCUGGUGGGCGUAGUCUUCAUCGCGCACCCAGAGUCGAUCUUCGGCAAGGUUGACGACCACAUCCACGCUGAUGCCGCCUCCGGCGACCUGGACGAGGUCACACCCGCCCAGCGCAUGCUCGCUAUCCUGCUGUCCGUCUCUGGUGUUGUCGGCGCGUCGGGCGCUUAUACCACUAUCCGCAUCAUGGGCAAUAGGGCCCACGCUCUCAUAAGCGUCAACUACUUCGCGCUCAUCUCCACUGUCGGUUCGGCGGUCGCACUGCUGGCCGCGCCGGGGGUGGGCUUCACUAUGCCCAGGUCCGCACGCGAGUGGGCCCUACUGGUCCUCCUCGGCGUUCUGGGCUUCGUUCUGCAAUUCCUGCUCACGUCCGGCCUGCAGUUGGACAAGAGCCCCAAGGCCACGUCCAUGCUGUACACUCAGGUGAUCUUCGCCCUGAUCUUCGACUGGGCUAUCUGGGGUGUCCUGCCCGGCGGAUGGAGUCUCUUUGGUGGCGCCAUCAUCAUUGCGAGUACCCUUUGGUCGGCUCUGCACAAGCCGCAGCCCCCAAAGACCAAGGUGGAGGCGAAGAAGGUUGUUGAUGAGGAGACGGCGCUGCUGGGGCCCCAGACAGAAGGUGUAGAGGAGAUUAGGAGAGUCCCCAGCCCUGGACGCUCUUAA
Diaporthe amygdali is the source of this 1152-nucleotide messenger RNA. RefSeq lists its product as uncharacterized. Gene Ontology annotation, cellular component: membrane. The coding region runs from base 1 to 1152 and encodes 383 amino acids. NCBI's taxonomy places the organism in Eukaryota, Fungi, Ascomycota, Sordariomycetes, Diaporthales, Diaporthaceae. The record is from RefSeq and is a predicted model, not a curated record. The transcript has 3 exons.